AUGUUCCUGGGGUAUUUGCAAGCAGCAUUAUUUGCAAACAUGAACCAUAAAGCAGGACUAGCAGCGUGGAGAUGGUUAUUUGUCUUUGACGGAAUUAUUGGAAUUCCUGUAGCAAUUUACGGAUUUCUUGCUGUACCAGAUACACCAGACGAUAGCAGGGCAUUCUGGUUAAAUCCACAGGAAAAAGCUAAAUGUGUCGAAAGAAUGAAAAGUGUGAAAAGAGCCUCCUACAAAAAUCUCAAUCUUGAAACAAUAAAGAACAUUGUAUCUCUGUGGCCCUUGUACCUUUUCACUGCUGUUGUUGUAUUUCAUGAAAUUUCGAUCAACUUGUCCACAUUUUUGAAUUUGUGGCUCAAGUCAAUCUCAAGAUAUUCUCAUAAUGUUCGGUUAUUGAAUAUCAUUCCUACUGCUUCUUACGCACUUCAGAUAGUGGUUAUGAUAAUUUUUUCUAUUUCCUCAGAUCUAACGGGAAAAAGAUUACCAUUCACACUAGGAUAUGCUUUCUUUGGAUUUCUAGGAUCUUUGAUCCUACUAAUAUGUGAAAAACUGACAGUGAAAAAUACCAAAGCUGAAUUCGCAGGAUGGUUCAUUCUUUCCGCCGAAAUGGGUUUUGUAACUUUGGUUCUAACUUGGCUCAACGAAGUGAUUAGCGAAUCAGCCGAGCAGAGAACUAUCGUAAUUGGUGUUACCCAAGCAGUUGGGUUUGCUUUUCAAGCCUGGGUCGCAUUAUUGAUCUAUCCAGCUAGCGAGGCACCUCAUUAUAAAAACGGGUACCAGUGUGCCAUGGCAUUUUUUGCCGUGGAGGCUUUUUUGUGUGUUUGUAUCUGGUACGUGCUUAAAUUGGAUAAGAAAGGGAAACUCAAACAUUUACAAAUCAAAACUCAGUGUGACAAUUAG
Molecule: messenger RNA, 897 nt
Organism: Meyerozyma guilliermondii ATCC 6260
Lineage: Eukaryota; Fungi; Ascomycota; Pichiomycetes; Serinales; Debaryomycetaceae
Exons: 1
Coding region: 1-897 (298 amino acids)
Biological process (GO): transmembrane transport
Cellular component (GO): membrane
Molecular function (GO): transmembrane transporter activity
Source: RefSeq, a predicted model, not a curated record